This is a messenger RNA of Vicia villosa (hairy vetch), 2020 nucleotides long. Its product is annotated as type IV inositol polyphosphate 5-phosphatase 9. The record is from RefSeq and is a predicted model, not a curated record. Bases 213 to 1559 code for a protein of 448 amino acids. NCBI's taxonomy places the organism in Eukaryota, Viridiplantae, Streptophyta, Magnoliopsida, Fabales, Fabaceae. The transcript has 8 exons. Gene Ontology annotation, molecular function: inositol-polyphosphate 5-phosphatase activity; phosphatidylinositol-4,5-bisphosphate 5-phosphatase activity; phosphatidylinositol-3,4,5-trisphosphate 5-phosphatase activity. Gene Ontology annotation, biological process: phosphatidylinositol dephosphorylation.
CUACAUGACCCAUGUUUUUUCUUCCCUCACAAUGUCAAAUGUUCCCUAUAUAUUACAACAUUUAACCACCAAUAUAGAAAAUGUACAUACCCCUUAAAAGUCUUCUUCCUUCUCAAUCUCUUCUUCCUCAACACCAACAUGAUAUAUUUAUUCCUCUAUUAUAAACAUCAAUAAUUUAUAUUAAUUAUUAUUUCAAACCACUUUUUCUUACCAUGCCUGCAAAACUAGUAGAAGUUAUGUGGCCUGCAUUAGUUGCAAAUAAGAUACUCCAUAAGAGACUUGGAAGCAGAAAUUUUGUAGCAGAUUAUCAAAGUUAUACAGAUCCUUUAUUAGGUAUCACAAGUGAUGAUCAGUUAUCUAUAAACACCAAUUCCAUUCUUAGUGAUCAUCGUGAUACCGAAAAGUACAAGGUUUUUGUAAGUACAUGGAACAUAGGUGGAAUUGCACCAGAUGAAGGGUUGAAUAUUGAGGAUUUGUUGGAGACAUGCAGCAAGUCAUUUGAUAUCUAUGUAUUCGGGUUUCAAGAAAUUGUGCCACUAAAAGCAUCAAAUGUAUUGGGAUCAGAAGAUAACAAGAUAUCAAAAAAAUGGAAUUCUUUAAUUAGAGAAGCUUUGAAUAAGAGGACACAUCACUACUGUUGCAAAGAUGAUGAUGGUGAUGGUGAUAAUAUAAAGCAAGAUUUGAAAGGAAAUAUUCCAGGUCAGCAGUGUAAAUCAGCCCCACAAGAUUUUCAUUGUAUCAUUAGCAAGCAAAUGGUUGGUAUAAUGAUAUCUGUUUGGGUUAGAAGUGACCUUAGUCCAUUCAUAAGACAUCCAUGUGUCUCUUGUGUUGGAUGUGGCAUCAUGGGCUGCUUAGGCAACAAGGGUUCAGUAUCUGUGAGAUUUCUGUUACAUGAAACAAGCUUCUGCUUUGUAUGCAGUCAUCUAGCUUCUGGUGGAAAGGAAGGAGAUGAGAAGCACAGAAAUUCCAACGUUGCUGAAAUAUUUUCUAGGACAAGUUUUCCUAGAGGCACUCUUUUGGAUUUACCAAGAAAGAUUCUUGAUCAUGAUCAUGUAAUAUUGCUUGGAGAUUUGAAUUAUAGAAUUUCUAUGCCGGAAGAAACUACACGUUUACUGGUUGAAAAAAGAGACUGGGAUUCCCUAUUAGAAAAUGAUCAGCUAAAGAUGGAGCUAGUGAGUGGACAAAUUUUAAGAGGUUGGCAUGAAGGAACAAUCAAAUUUGCUCCAACCUACAAGUAUUUUCCAAAUUCAGAUUUGUACUAUGGAUGUUGUUAUCAUGGAAAUAAAAAAGCAGCAAAGAAAAGAUCACCAGCAUGGUGUGACAGAGUUAUAUGGUUUGGCAAUGGUUUAAAGCAAAUUGAGUAUUCAAGAAGUGAAUCAAAGUUAUCAGAUCAUAGGCCUGUAAAGGCUUUGUUUACAGCUGAAGUAAAGGUUUCAUCAGCAUUUAAAAACUUGUCAAGUUUGUUUAUGUCAGAAAGAUUUGAACAAAUUAAAAAUGUGUUUCAAGUUUCUCCAAGUCAUGAGUUUGUAUGUAAAAAACAAUCAAGUUUCCGCUUGUAAAUAUUAUAGGUUUUAUAUAUCAUACUAGACUUGUUUUGUUUUGUAUUUGAAAAAUCUAUAUAGAAAUAAUUAAAAGAGAAAAAUUGAAAGAAAAAAAAUUGAAACAUUUAUUUUAUGAAUAUAUCUCAAAUUUAGGUUAGAAUUUGUUAUGUGUCGGUCGCAGGUCCAAAGUAAAAUAGGCUCAAUUACCAUCCAUCAUAUUUAAGCUACCACAGGUGUAAUUUAAGGUAUUUUGAUCAUAAUUCACUCUAUCUCUUUUAAUCACUUAUAAUCUUGCAGAUUCACUCCCGUACAACCGCACCUAAGAUCUGCUCAAUCGUAUCAAGAAUCUACAUCAACAAUUCUAAUUCUAGGCCGAACAUAACUUCAAUUUCCUAAAUCGGCAUAUUUUAAACAUAUCCAUAAUUUUGUGACACAACAAACAUAAAGAUGUUUAGGCACCCUACAAUACAUGUUUUAAA